Meloidogyne enterolobii is the source of this 425-nucleotide messenger RNA. NCBI's taxonomy places the organism in Eukaryota, Metazoa, Nematoda, Chromadorea, Rhabditida, Meloidogynidae. The record is from the annotation of a GenBank genome assembly.
AUGUAUAUGAUGGUUGGAUUUGAUCCUUCUUUCUUUGGUGAUGAGACUAAAUUUGUGCGUGGUCUAAUUUCUGAAGGAAGUGUGUAUUGUCUGCCUGGCUCCGCCUUCUCGUUACCAAAUUGGUUCCGUCUUGUAUUAGCCUUUCCAAACGAAACAACAACUGAAGCUUGUGAGAGGAUUGCGGCCUAUUGUUCUUGACAUUUACGCCCAUGUGUAGAAAGAUUGGAAGCAUCAAUGUCAAUUAAAAAUAAGUUAUGGGAAGACUGAUGUGAAUUUGUCUUCAACAUGUGGAAAUUUGGCCUUUGUUGGUGAUUCUUCCCAAUCUGUUCUUAUUCAAAAACGAGAUGAUGCAAGUGUGCCUCAACACCAAUCAUUCUUCGUACAAGUGCGGCAGAUGGCUCUGAAACAUCAACAGACACACCAAG